AUGUCCAUUUUCUGUUGCUAUCGUACUCAGCGAACGACAGGCCGAGAAACUGGCCAGGACGUAUUUGAACUUCCAAUUCGCCCUCCACGUGUGAAGUUAUCCAGUCCACCAUUCCAUACAUCUGAAUUUGAGCUACCGCCACCAGAGAUCGUAGCUAAGGAAAUACCAUCGCUUUCACAUAACCAAAUACAGGAGGCCACGGUAGAUCCUACUAUUAUCGAAAUCGAAGAUUCGGAUGAUGAUGAUGAUGAACUGGUACGGAGUACCAGAAACUCUAGCACGGGUACUCUAGGAGCUAUUAGAACCAAGUUUAUUAGACGCUUGUCUCAGAAGUCCGAAUCUAAAAGACAUUCGCAACAAUCUCUUGGUACAAGCGAUGAAGAGAUCGCACGGCGGGCUGAACUGAAGCGACUGAUGCGAAAGAGAAUACAGGAGGAAUUGAAGAGUGAAAAAGAGCAAGAAGAGGUCGAGACGAAACCGGGAAAUACUGAAGGAUCGAAGCCGUGCAGCACCGCUAACGUCGGAUUCCCUCGUGGUGGGCCGCGCGAUAAUAUAGAAUUUUGUGUCUUGGAUGUAAGCGAAACUGGUCCUCGGGAUGAUGCCUAUGGCUCUCCGGAUGUUGUGCUCCUUGCUCUCCCAACCAGCCAUUCUCAGCCAGGGAUUUCCCUUCGCCGGUGUAGCUAUCCCGGUUCCAGUUCGGCUUCUCGAGUUCACGAGGACGCUAGUCUAGAGGGUCAUGGAGCCGUGAAGGCACGCAGCUCCUUACCACGAUUUCCCUCUUCUCCCCAGUUAACCCCCAUUCAUAUACCGAGUGCUAGAGGCUCGGAAUCCCUCUGUUCAUGGAGACUUUCAUACAGCGCCGAGCAACUCGCAAGGUACAUUGGGGUACCCGAGACGGUUAGCCCUAACGAAACCUAUGAACUUUUUGAAAUUAAUACUAGAAGCGGUAUAAUUGGUGGAGAAGAUGAACGUAUAAACCAAGUUGAAGACGGUUUACUACGUAUCCAACGGCCCGCGACGAGCGAAGAACCAGAUAUGAUUCACGACGAAUUGGCCCCAGCGGAGGUCCUGAAGACACAAGUUUUAACCAAGAUUCUCCAUUAA
Daldinia childiae is the source of this 1104-nucleotide messenger RNA. RefSeq lists its product as uncharacterized. The record is from RefSeq and is a predicted model, not a curated record. Lineage: Eukaryota; Fungi; Ascomycota; Sordariomycetes; Xylariales; Hypoxylaceae. The transcript has 2 exons. The coding region runs from base 1 to 1104 and encodes 367 amino acids.